GUAGUAUCAACAGAUCUAAUGGUUUUUAAGAGUUGUAAUUAGUGGCCAUUAGAUCUGUAAUAGUUCUGUUGUUUUUGUCUGACUACUAGAAUUGUGAUUGCAAUUCUUUGAUAAAGAUUUUGUAUCUAGUUUAUUCACAUAUCCAAGUAUUGGAUUUUCAGAAACUGCUAAGGAGGAUUACGAAACAUGAAGCACAAAGAUGGAAAACCGUAUCAAUCGGAUAAAUGUUCAUGGAAAGUCCCCGUUGCAUUGACAGUUGUAGUGCUGUGUGGACUUUCUUUUUACCUUGGAGGAAUUUUUUGCUCUGAAAAGGAGAGAUAUGUAACUGAGGGCAUUAGCAAGGCAAUUGACACUCCCAUGGAAACUGCUACUCGGCCCGUCCAGAUCAAAGCCAUUUCAUUUCCUGAAUGUGCUGCUGAAUAUCAGGAUUAUACUCCAUGCACAGAUCCAAAGAGAUGGCACAAGUAUGGGCGCCAUCGUCUUGCUUUCUUGGAACGCCAUUGCCCUCCUAGUUUUGAGAGGCAGGAAUGCUUGGUACCCCCACCAGAUGGCUAUAAAUCACCUAUUAGAUGGCCAAAGAGCAGAGAUGAAUGUUGGUACAGGAAUGUUCCAUAUGAUUGGAUUAACAAACAAAAGUCCAAUCAACAUUGGCUUAAGAAAGAAGGGGUGAAGUUCCUCUUUCCCGGUGGCGGUACGAUGUUUCCCAAUGGGGUUAGUGCUUAUGUUGAUUUGAUGCAAGAUUUGAUUCCGCAAAUGAAAGAUGGGACAAUCCGAACUGCCAUUGAUACUGGAUGUGGGGUGGCGAGCUGGGGGGGUGAUUUACUAGAUCGUGGAAUUUUGACAGUCUCUCUUGCUCCAAGGGACAAUCACCAGGCUCAGGUUCAGUUUGCUCUGGAACGUGGAAUUCCUGCAAUUCUGGGCAUCAUUUCUACUCAGCGUCUUCCUUUCCCUUCAAAUUCGUUUGAUAUGGCUCAUUGCUCAAGAUGCCUAAUUCCAUGGACUGAAUUCGGUGGAGUUUACCUUCUUGAGAUACAUCGUAUACUCCGCCCUGGAGGUUUUUGGGUCCUCUCUGGCCCUCCGGUGAACUAUCAACGUCGAUGGAGAGGAUGGAAUACCACCAUCGAGGAGCAAAAAUCAGAUUACGACAAGUUGCAAGAGUUACUAACUUCAAUGUGCUUCAAGUUAUUCAACAAGAAGAACGACAUUGCCGUGUGGCAGAAGUUGUCCGACAAUAACUGCUACAAAAAGCUCGAUAAUCCCGACAACUAUCCCUCAAAAUGUGAUGAUGGGACCGAACCCGAUUCAGCGUGGUACACUCCUCUUCGGCCUUGUGUCGUUGUGCCAAAUCCAUCUGCUAAAAAACUCAAGUUGGACGCCCUCCCCAAGUGGCCGGAAAGGUUGCACGUUGCUCCUGAACGUGUUUCUGAUGUUCGUCGAGGUAGUGCUGGUGCCUUCAAGCAUGAUGAUGAUAAAUGGAAGGCCCGGGCGAAGCACUACAAGAAGUUGCUCCCAGCAAUUGGGACCGACAAGAUUAGAAAUGUGAUGGAUAUGAACACUUUGUAUGGAGGUUUCGCUGCUGCCGUGGUUGAUGAUCCGUUGUGGGUCAUGAAUGUGGUUUCGUCUUACGCUCCAAAUACACUUCCCGUGGUCUACGACAGGGGUCUAAUCGGAACAAUUCAUGACUGGUGUGAGGCUUUCUCAACAUAUCCCAGGACGUAUGAUCUCCUGCAUCUUGAUGGCCUUUUCUCAGCGGAAAGUCACAGAUGUGAAAUGAAGUAUGUUCUGCUGGAAAUGGAUCGUAUUUUGCGACCCAACGGAUACGCAAUAAUCCAAGAAUCCAGCUAUUUCAUAGACGCUAUUGCUACUAUGGCUAAGGGAACGAGAUGGAGUUGUCGUAAGGAAGCAACGGAAUAUGGCGUAGAGAAGGAGAAGAUCUUGAUUUGCCAGAAGAAGCUAUGGUAUUCAAAGCAGAAUUCAUGAUGAACUUGAACAGCCCACCAUUAAAAAUUUGCUGAUAAGCGAAAGGAAAAGUUAUAUAUUUAAGAUACCAGCCCAUAGGAGAUUAAGUCCACACAGCUCAGAUAUAUAUAUUUUUCUACAGAUCAUUAAAAAAAAGGGGAUUUUGAAUUGAAGAAUCAAUAGCCAAAAUAACCAUAUGCUAAUAUUUUGAUGGCUUUUUAAUGCAAUAUAUUCUUUGUAAGAACCCAAAGCUUUUGCUCUUGUGUGCCAGCUGGCCCUCGGGGAUUUCUCGGUGAUUAAAAAAGGAGCGUAGUGCUCUUCAGUUGUAUACUAUAUAUAUUUUUGAGAACAUUGAAGCUCCAUAUGUAUCUAGUUAGAUUUGUUCCUUUAAUUUUGAAGUCUUCUUGAAUGUAAGAAUUAUUAGCUCAAUUUUUCUUGUCACACUGCUUCUCGCUCAUGAAAAGUAGUAAUCAAAUAAUAUAUGUAUCUUAUUUGA
This is a messenger RNA of Lycium ferocissimum, 2455 nucleotides long. Its product is annotated as probable methyltransferase PMT20. The record is from RefSeq and is a predicted model, not a curated record. Lineage: Eukaryota; Viridiplantae; Streptophyta; Magnoliopsida; Solanales; Solanaceae. Gene Ontology annotation, molecular function: S-adenosylmethionine-dependent methyltransferase activity. The coding region runs from base 187 to 1980 and encodes 597 amino acids. Gene Ontology annotation, cellular component: endosome; trans-Golgi network; cytoplasm. The transcript has 8 exons.